CGUGCAUAACCCCCCCCCUUUAGCUGUCAACAUGGCUACCUCCUGAGGGUUAAGGUCUGCAAAAAAAAUCCCUGAUUGGACACAAAUAUAAUUCCUGAGAUAGGUUCUGCAAAGAAAAGAUAUUGUAAAAUGGAGCAGAAUCUGAAGACUAUGUAAAUACUAAAUUGCUGGUGGAAUUAAAAUAGUGUAAAAGAAACAACUGUGUUGGAUUAAAAAAAAACAAGUUAUGAAUACUGCUGUGAGGGAAGUGAACGCUGCGAUCAUGCUGACAAACCCAGUGCUUGUGGAAUCUCUGGUGGUUUUCAGCAUUGUGCUGUGUGUCCAUUCUGUGAUCUGGAAUCAACUCUCUUGGUGCACCAUAGCCUUGGCCAUUCAAGCCUUCUACGUCCAGCACAAGUGGGAUCGUUUACUGAAGUCUGGCGGGGCGGUGUUUCAGUUCAGGCCCUCGGCCAACAGUGGUAUAUUGCCAGCUUGCAUGGUUAUGCCUCUGAUUGGAAUGGCUGUGAAAGAACGUUGCCAGGACUCUGGCAAUGUGUUCUUUGAGCGUUUUUCCCUUGUGGUCACAGCGACAGGCAUGGCUCUUGCCCUUUUCCUCUCUUUGAUAGCCCUCGGCAUUACCAGACCGGUGCCCACUAACACCUGUUUCAUUUCAGGCAUCGCUAGCAGUGCUGUUCUGUACACCAUAAAGCAAAUCCUGACAGUCUCGGAAGUCGUUGAAGUGCUGGAGGUCCUUCUGAUCUUUGUCUACCUCAGUCUGAUCCUCUUGUACCUGCUGCCUCGCUGUUUUACUCCGGGGGAAGCGUUGAUCAUUGUGGGAGGCAUUAGUUUUGUCAUCAACCAGCUCAUCAAACGCUCUUUGAAUGCCUCAGAGGCAAAAGGAGACCCUGUUAACUACUUCCUGUUGGUGGCAGUAGUGGGAUCACUCCUCCUGGGAAUCUUCUUUUCCCUGCUCUUCUGCUUCAUGGAAUCAGAAACCUGGGUUUCCUCACUCUUUUUUCACAUGAUGACAGCCGUUCUAGGCUUGGGGAUCAUCCUGCCGUGGCUAGCUCUUCUCAUCCACAGACAUCCCAUCAUGUGGUUGCUUGAUUUCAUGCUCCACAGCCAGACCAGGAUCUACUUGUUGGGCUACUGGGUUUUCCUGGCAGCGUUGGCUUCCGUGAUCGUCCUGCACCAGAACUCCAAGAGGUCAUCCAUGUCCAAGAAACACCAGGCAUCCACGCUGGUGAGGAAGUAUUUCCAUUUGAUUGUGGUGGCCACGUACGUCCCUGGCUUGAUCUACGACCGGCAGCUCCUCCACGUGGCCUCAGUGGGUUGUUUGGUGGUUUUCAUGCUCCUGGAGUAUGUCCGGUAUUUCCGUAUCAGACCCACAGGCCAGCUGCUCCGGCAGCUGCUGACUCUCUUUCUGGACGAACGUGACUCUGGCCCCCUGAUCCUCACACACAUCUACCUCCUCCUUGGGGUGUCCCUUCCCAUUUGGCUGUUCCCUGGACCCUGCACCCCCAAAGGGACCCUCCCUGGUGCAGGUGCGCUGGUACCUUACGCAGGGGUACUCGCAGUGGGGGUUGGGGACACUGUGGCAUCUGUUUUCGGUAGCACCCUUGGGGAGAUCCGCUGGCCUGGGACCAAGAAGACCGUGGAGGGAACGGCCACUUCCAUCUUUGCUCAGAUCAUCGCUGUUGCUUUGUUGCUGAUCUUUGACGGCACUGUUAACUUGAACACAAGUUACAGCUGGAUCGUGGGGUCAAUAACACUAGUUUCCUUACUGGAAGCCUACACAUCCCAGAUAGACAACCUGAUGUUACCUCUUUACCUUUUCGUACUACUGAUGAUAUGAACACAGUGUGGAAUGAAAUCCUAUUAGUAAGAAGUCAUGCUAGUACUGUAUCCACUUUCAAGAACUAUGUUCAGGUAAUGUUUCAAUUAAUUUACCAUCUGGCAGUAUUUUAGGGGCUCAGAACCAUUAUGAAUUUUGUUCCCUGUUGUAAAAUAUAUUUUAAUUAUGAAAUUAUCAACCCCGUGAGUUUUAACUUUUGCCCAGCUUUGAAUACUAGCAAAUGGAUAUAUUUGCAAACAUUACAAGAGGAAGAAAACCCAAAUUAACACAUUUGAAUUAUUUGUUGAUUUAUGUAUAAAUAAUGUUUACAGAAAUUCUAAAAGGUAAAUAGCGAUUGAUUGUGCAUUCGUUAGUGGUUCUAGCAAUUUAUUAUUAUUAUUAUUAUUAUUAUUAUUAUUAUUAUUAUAAUGUGAUGUUACCACCCAAAGUGGAUACAGUACUUUUAAAAAUGCACUAUUCUUUCAUACUCCUUUUUUGUACACUGCAUAUCUAAAGGAUCAACAAGGAAGACUAGAGGACAAGGACUGCCUGCAGUGUAAUGCCCUGGUUUUACAAUGAGAAUCAUGACAAAACGGUUAAGGUAUAAUUGCGGUGUCUCUCCAUUCAGUGGUAAAUGUGUAACAACCAAGGAUUUCUGAUUUUCAUAUUUUUGAUUUACCAGACUUUAUUUCCACGUCUUUCUUGCCACUAUAAAUGAACUUCCUGUCGUAGUGCCUAGAUACUAUUUCCUGCACAUGGAAAGUCCCUCCAUUAGAUUUAUAGUGUUGUGCAGGAUAAGUGAAAUUAAACUGUGAGCUGCAGUGAAAACAAAGUCUGGAAAACAAAUAUAUACAGCUGAAAUGCAAGACAAAUCCUUGGUAAUGAUGCUUUUACUAGAUGUCAUUGGUAUUCGACAAGUGACGUGAUCCCUUUAAUAUUGUGUACGUGUUUUAAUUUUCUCUGGGUAGGCUUCAUUCCCAAGGGGGUCCCAGUACCUGGAAGCCUUUGGCUACUGAAAUAUUAAACAGGUUAUUGGAUUUCUCAAUUUGUUUUCCCAUGUUGCUUCCUGAGUUUCUUUUGGCUCUUAUUGUUCACUUCAGAUAAUAACCAACAGAAAGUCAAACGAGUGCAUUAGACAGCAUUUAAAAGCCAGCUAAGCCCAGCCGGUGCCACUUAGACGUACUUAGGUCACGACAACAACAAAUUGAUACUGUAUGUACUGUAGUGGUACUGAGUUUAAGUUCAGCAAUCCUGCCACUAGGUGGUACCACUCUACAAGUCAAACAAUAAACUUGACUGAUCUUUAGAAGUCAGCCAAUUCUUUAAUGCGGUCCUUAAUUUCAAGGGAGAAUGCACACAGCUCUUUCUUUGCAAUGCACAGUAUUGAACGCUGUAAAGAACGCUUGGUUUGUGUGCUGUUCUGUUGCACUGGAUACUAGACUGGCCUGAAUCGGGCAGUUCUAGCAACAUACAUAAUGAAGGAAAUGUAGGUUUCAUCAAAGGGAGUGGAAUAAUGGAUUUUAGAAGAUUCCUGGCAUGUGGUACUAAUUUAAAAUCACAUGUUUUUUGCACUUAAGAUGUGAUGACAUUAAGAUGUGAGUAGAUUGCUCCCAAGUGGUGCAUCCAGUAAAUGUACUCUGCAUGAUUAUUAUUAUUAGUUUAUUUUGCAGACACCUUUAUCCAAGGCGAUUUACAGACUAGGGUGUGUGAACUAUGCAUCAGCUGCAGAGUCACUUACAGCAACGUCUCACCUGAAAGACGGAGCACAAGGAGUGAUUUGCUCAGGGUCACACAGUGAGUAAGUGAGUGAGAAGGGAUUUGAACUGGUGACCUCCUGGUUACAAGCCCGUUUUUUUAACCACUGGACCACACAGCCUGCUGUAGUUUGGCGAUCGCCAGUUCAGAUCCAAGCUAUGACACUGACAAUGGCCGGGAGUUCCCAGGGGGCGGCGCACAGUUGGCCAAGCACUGUCCGGGCGGGGUGGGUUAGGUCGGUUGGGGAAUCCUUGGCUCUGGUCUGGAGUCAGUGGAUAGACCACAAAUCCACCUCAAGUCCUCGGCUAUCCAGGGUAAUUUAGCUAGCCUAAAUUAAAGGGAUUUGUAAUUUACGUAAAAGCAGGAAAUCUUGCAUGCAUCUUAUGAACGCUCCAUCAAAUAAAAUACAGUAGUGUUGGCUGGAUUUCUUGCUAACAGAACUUCGUUUAGCAUGGUACGGUACAGUAUGCGCAGUCAGUUACUGUAUGUUUCAUUAAUUCUUUGUGGUUUAUUUAUAAGAGCUCAACAGUGCUUACUCUUAGAGUUAGUUUAGAUAACUGCUUGGCAACACUAAUGCAUGCCACCACAGCGUGUAAUAAUAUAUCUGUGUAAUGAUUUUUAUAAGGAACAUAUUUCUGUAAGUGUGAUUGUACAGCUUGAUAAAGCUGAUUUUUAUAUCUUUGUUUUCUAUUAUUGUUUUGGAAUGAUGGGGACUGAUUUUUCUAUUCUGGGUUUCAAAAAUAAUUAUGAUAGCCAAGCAUGAAAUAUCGUAAUCACAAUUGCUUGACAUCAGAGCCCCUAUAGAAAUACAUAUACAGAAGUCAAAGGGGGAAGGAGGAGGUGUAGUGAUAUCAUUUAUUGUAGAUUGGGCGAACAAACUAGUAAGGGCCAAGUUUACUAAGUAUUUAGUCCAGUUCUUUUUAAUUUCCACCAUUGGUUUCUAAAUGGAAAAACUGGUGAUGUAUGCGAGCGACGUACAUGCCUCCCCACCUCUACAAAUACAAAAAUAAAAUCCCCAUGACCUCCACCCCCCAUAUAAAGUUUGAUAUAUAGACAGACAGACUCUUUGUAAGUACAGAUUACUAAAGAAUGCCCUCGGCAAGAUUCAUUACAAUUGGACAAGCAGUUAUGUAGAUCUAUGUAAAAACUGUGUGUCAUAAAUACAUCUGCCAGCAGUGAGAAGGAUAUAAUUGGCUAAUCAGAGGCUCCUGUGUAUGAUGGAUUUAUAACAGUCCAUCCCCUUCAGAACAAAAUGGUGCAAACCCUGCACUGGACUAAAUGCUUAGAGUCUGUCCCAGACUUAGUGAUCCUUGAGACCCUAAAACUGUUAAUGCGGCCGGCAGUGGGUUCUAAGGAAACGCUAAAGGUCAAAAAUAAUAAGGAAUUCUCAGACUCUUUGAAACAUGCAAAGACAGUAAGCAAACAUGAUCUUUAUUAAAAGUGUUUAUACAGGACAUUGUGGAAUAACCGUUUGUAUGUUGCAGUUUUAAGUGCCUGUAAUACUUGGGGGGAUAAUGUCAUACAUUGUGGCUCAGGGUGGAUUCAUUGACACUGCUUCUCAUUGGCUUUCGAAUAUGAAUUGUUGUUUUUGUUUGGUUUUUGUAUAUUUUGCCUUUUUUUGUGAAACUUUGUUCGAGUAACGUGUGUAAUAGGGUACCUGUCACUGGUUUGGCUGUCAUAUUCAGAGUCUGUCAUAACAGAGAUGGAAAUAAGACUCCAAGUACAUAGAAGCCGUUUUAGAAUGUUAGCUGGCUAUGAGCUUGAUACCUGUAUCAGUGCAUUAGUACACAGUCAUGUUUAAAAGUGUACUGUACUAACUUGCUCUCUAAAAGCAAUAGCUGUUUUCUGAGCUGUUGUUGAUAACAGCUGCACUCUUACUCAGGGUACCUAUUAAUAAAAUCAUGCUGUUUGUCCAGUAGUGAUACCUGCAACCUCCAGCCUGCUCUUGAUAUGAGGUCCAAACCACAUUAUUCCUGCUCAGUAGAGGGACACUGCAGCAGAACUGGUAACAUAAUCUGUAGUGUCUUUCACUGCUGUACAUAUUGACUGAGCAAUUCUGUUUUCCUCCCUGUGUCGACGGAGAACCUUGGUGGUGUUUUGUUUCUCCUUUUGUUUUUACUGUAUGCAUUUUCUGAAUGGCAUGUUAAGUAUUUAUACUACUGAACUGAACUUUCUUUUUGCUGCCUCCUCCCCAAAAUGUACAGUGGGUCACGAAUGGAAAAACAAGGGUCUGUGAUGACAAAUAAAUGACAAGAUUUAUACA
Messenger RNA from Acipenser ruthenus (sterlet), 5831 nucleotides. RefSeq names its product dolichol kinase-like. Gene Ontology annotation, cellular component: endoplasmic reticulum membrane. The coding region runs from base 227 to 1834 and encodes 535 amino acids. The record is from RefSeq and is a predicted model, not a curated record. Gene Ontology annotation, molecular function: dolichol kinase activity. Gene Ontology annotation, biological process: dolichyl monophosphate biosynthetic process. The transcript has 2 exons. Lineage: Eukaryota; Metazoa; Chordata; Actinopteri; Acipenseriformes; Acipenseridae.